GUUUAUUCAGUUUUCUUGCAAUCUGCAGGAAAUGGACAGAUCAAAGAUGGGACAAUCAAAUGAGAGAACCAUAUAUGAGGUGCAGCAUGGAAGACAGCUUGCUGAUGUUAACUUCUCUAUCACGGCUGAUGGGAGUUUAGAUGAUGACAUAUUACAGCAGCAAAUUCACAAUAUUACGAGACAAAGAGAAGAGCUCCUGCAGAUGGAGGUUAAAUUCCGAGCACAGGCAAUUGCGAGGUCAAGGGUCCUGGAAAUGCAGAGCAGCUGUGAUGCUAAAAUAGCUGCACAUGCCAAUGCUGUUGCCAAGCUUGAGGAGCAACUCCAUGAGAGAGAACAGACCAUACAUGACUUGGAAAGGAAAAUGGAAGAGAAUGAUAGAGAACUGCAUGCCAUCAAAGUGGAUAAAGAAGAGUAUAGGGCUGCUCAAGAAGCCAUCCUCUAUAGGGAUGAACAGUUGAGAGAAGCCCAGACUUGGAUUUCACGUGUCCAGGAGAUGGAUGCUUUGCAGUCAAGUACAAACCAUUCCUUACAGGUUGAGUUGCGAGAACGUACAGAACAAUAUAACCAGCUCUGGCAUGGCUGUCAGAGACAGUUUGCAGAGAUGGAGAGACUUCAUUUACAUACAAUACAUCAGCUUCAACUUGAGUUGGCUGAUGUUAGAGAGAGGAAUGGUUCCUGUACUGAUGAAUCACAUGUGUCCCAAAGAAAAUCAAAAGAUUUAUCUCAAUUUGUUCAAAAUAAGGAACAACAAGUGGAAUCUAAUGGAAGUGGUGCAGAAAAUGCUAAUACUGCAGUCAUUUCUACUGGAGCUUCAGACAAUGUUCAAUCGUUAGUUUCAGCUAGCAAUGCACCAAAUCCGAAUGACCAUGUUCCAAGUGUUCCAACUGCUCCAGUUGGUAUGUCUACAUACUUCCCACCUGGGCAGGUGUCUGCCCUGCAUUCUUUUAUUACGAAACAACAGGGAGUUCGGCAUUCUGUGGCAUCUCAUGUUGGACACUACACAAUGCCAGAUUCGUCAUCCAUCCAACAGUGGCAAAACCAAAUGACUUCUUCAGAGGGUUUACAGGUGUCCGCACAGGAUCAUAUUCCAACAUCUGAACAAAAACUUGGCAGCUCAGAUGUAUCGAAUGAAUAUGACACGUGGGCAAACCAUUCGUACAUGCUAUCUAGAGCAUGUAAGCAAAGGAUCAGAGCUCUGUUCUGUGAUAUCAUCAUCUUCUGGGAAAGCACAGGUUGUUCAGUCGGUAAAUGCAAGUUACCCUGUGGACCCCUAGCCUGA
Molecule: messenger RNA, 1279 nt
Organism: Hibiscus syriacus
Lineage: Eukaryota; Viridiplantae; Streptophyta; Magnoliopsida; Malvales; Malvaceae
Exons: 8
Coding region: 32-1279 (415 amino acids)
Source: RefSeq, a predicted model, not a curated record